GUGCACUCUCACUCUUAACAGUUUCAUAGUGGUUCCAUUCACAUCGUUAGCAAAUUGCGUGAGACGUGAUACGUAUACUUAUUUUCUUUCUCUAGUUAGUGCUGUUUGGAUAUUUGAACACCAUACAACAUGCAAGUUUAUAAAACAUGGAUAACUCUUCUAGUAUUUGGAACGGCCAUCCUAUGCCAAAUAGAAGCAAGACGGGUUCGUGUUCAACCGGUGGAAGAUGAACAAGAAGACGAGUCGAUUCAGUACUACGCAGCUGAACCGCAAGAGGAUCAACGUCAGGUGGUUCUAGUUUCUUCCGCCGACCAAUACAACGGCUUGUACGGACAACCUACGGCCUCUCCGAGAGUAGCGCAAGACAACUACAUCCCCCGAGGACACGCCAAAUCACACGCUGUCAAAACGAAGGAGGCUGUGAAGGCCCCGCCGGUGCAAACCAUCAGGAACUACAACAAGGUGAACGACGACGGAUCCUUCACCUUCGGCUACGAAGCUGCGGACGGCAGCUUCAAAGAGGAAACCAGAGGGACCGACUGCGUGGUGAGAGGUAAAUACGGCUACGUCGACCCGGAUGGCAACAAAAGGGAGUUCACCUACGUAUCCGGAAACCCGUGCGACCCUAACGCUCCCAAGGACCAAGAUGAUCAAGCGGAACCGGAAAGCGCGGAGCAGGAUAGCGGGCCAGCCAACUACCCAACCAGGCCCGUGCAAAGGAUUAGGCCUUUGUCCAUUCAAACCCCAGCGCCCAAACCUGCGCAGACCCUGUUCCAGAACACCUACGCCCAAGAGGAUGAGCAACCCGAGCCAGAACAACUUCUAAGACCACAGCAUAUUCGCCGCCCAUCCUACAUCACCCGCCCACAGUAUCUCGAUCAAUCCACCGCUGCAGAGCAAGAAGAAGUUCAGCAGUACCACCGCCCAACAGUCUCAUCCACAACCCCAGCUUCGGUGAUCUACAGGCACAGCACGCCACUGACCAUCACCCCCAGGCCAGUUUCGGCCUCCACCACUGCCAGAUCUCAACUCCCAGCCACCACUUACAGGCCACAUUUACUGCAAGUUGCUGUCACCCCAAGACCGUCUUCAUUGUUGUACACCAAGCAGCUGUCAUCCCCUUCAUCCACCAUCGCGCCAAGCAGAGGAAGCGGCAACAUCGAUUUCGACGCCGAAUUCCAGAGAUUCCAAGACAACAGCAACCACAUCGCAUCGUCCACCCCCAGCUCUAAACUAUCAUCGAAGCAACCGGCAGCGAAACAACCAGGAGGCAACGUGUACUCAUCAGCGUUGGUGUACGACCCGAGCUCGGGCCAAUACAACACCCAACUGUACCAGACCCUGCCGCAAACGGAAGGCGACUUCACGCUAAACCAAAGAAUCCAGCCGUACGUCCACCAACCCAACAGACAAGUGGUCAACAUACAGCAGCUUCAGCAGCAGAGCCCGCUGUAUUCGCAGAACCUCCGCCCGCAGCCCACCCCAUCCCAGCUGCAAAGCGCCUUGUACCAACCGACCCCGGCCCCGUCAAGGCAGACACCGCAAGCCGCGUACCAACAGCAACAGUCCGAGAUACAGUACCAGAACUCGGCGCAGCUGUACGCGCAGCAGACAAGGGCCAGAGGUCAGCCGCAAAGACCAGCCCCUGUUACUCAGGAACAGCCCCAACAGCCCGUCUACUACAUCAGCCAGCCUCAGCUGGACGGGCUCGCGUCUAGUCAGAUAGAUGCCUUCUUGAGAGGACACAACAUCCAGUUCUAAUACACCUAAUAAUCAAAGACAAUUCGUUAAACGAAUGAGUGACCUCUGUUGGUGAAAGUGCUGUGUGCUCGAUAUCAUGAAAAUACGGUCACGCCUUCUUACGUAACAAUGGCACAUAACGAAUGUACGAAUAUUAAAAUCACAAGGUGGUUCUUUUCACUUUUCUUUUCACGAAUCUGUUCGAUUUCGUCACAAGUCAUUGUCAUUCUUCUCAAGGACGUUGUGUGUCCACUUUGGCGACCUUGCCAUAUGCCUGCUACUGCACUUAUUUAUAAACAAAAAUGUUUUUGUAUUUUUCUACAUUUAUAAAUUAUUUUUACUGUGAGAAUAUUAGAAAUGUGUUGACUGCUUUCGUUUAUUAUUGUAAAUAAGUUCUUCGUAACAUUGUGAAGUAAUAUUUAAUGUCUACAUUAUGUCUUAUUUUAUAAGUAACUUUAUAUACAA
This is a messenger RNA of Brassicogethes aeneus, 2205 nucleotides long. The record is from the annotation of a GenBank genome assembly. NCBI's taxonomy places the organism in Eukaryota, Metazoa, Arthropoda, Insecta, Coleoptera, Nitidulidae.